AUGGAACUCCACGAGAGUAAUCGAGGACUCUGGGAUGAACUACGUCGCUUCCCCGCCCUUUCAUCCACACAAUCCGGUAUUAACUCAAAAAUGGUUGGCGACGUGUCCCCUCUUCCGGAUUUUGCUGGUCUUGAGGAUUUAGCGGGCCUGACACUUUGCCUUCGUGACGAAGAUCUCCAUGAAAGGCGCCUGUUCGGGCUGUUGGGUGUUCGAGCUCGCCCUUUGCAGACUUUCCCACUAGGGGAAGGCUGUCUUUGCGGGGAGAGAGAAGCUGAUUUGUUAGCGUUCAAGUAUCUCGACAUUUGGCGGCUUCUGCCACAUGAUAUUAUGAUGAAAGAACCACAGGUAUCGCCGCUCUUCUCUUCUUGUUUAAUGGGUCGUGAGGAUGAAGAAGGGGAGGAAGAAGAUGAUGAUGAGGAGGAGGAAGAAGAAGAAGAAGAAGAGGAGGAAGAGGAGGAAGAAGAUGAGGAGGAGGAAGAAGAGGAUGAGGAUGAUGAAGAUGUCAAUAAGGGUAAUUUGUUUAGAGACGACGGUGUACAGUGA
Molecule: messenger RNA, 543 nt
Organism: Hydatigera taeniaeformis
Lineage: Eukaryota; Metazoa; Platyhelminthes; Cestoda; Cyclophyllidea; Taeniidae
Source: the annotation of a GenBank genome assembly